Messenger RNA from Funneliformis mosseae, 222 nucleotides. NCBI's taxonomy places the organism in Eukaryota, Fungi, Glomeromycota, Glomeromycetes, Glomerales, Glomeraceae. The record is from the annotation of a GenBank genome assembly.
AUGAUAGCAAAAUUUGGAGAGCCAACGAAAUUGCCACCAGGAUUAAUUCUUAGACUACCAGCUAAUUCAACAUUUAAUAAACCUACUGCAUUAUCAAAUCUAUUAGCCACCAAAAAUCCUAAUGCAUUGAAAUACCUACAAACUAUAUUAGCAGCACAGCAUAGUAGAAUUAUUAUAGGAGGGGCAUUUCAAGUGAUAUUAGUAUUUCCGCCAAGAUUAUAG